GGCAAUACUGUACAUGAUUGGUGUUGUUCGUUGCCUUGUAAUCAUGGUGAUUGAUUUAGUCUGCCUCAAAUAAGCGAAAAUUUAUAGUUUAUUUUGACUAUAUAUAAAAAUCGUUACAAGCUGUGCUUAAACAAGUUUUUUUUACUAAAUAAAAGAUUAAGAUAAAUUGUAUAUAGAAAUGCUGAAUAUUUAAUAUACAUUGUAUUUGUAAAAGUGAUAAGGACGAUAAGAGAUUUUCUAUUGGUACGCGCGAUUUCGUAGUAAAUGUUGGCAACAACGAUUGAUAUGAUGCAGAUGCGUAAGAGCUCGCAACAAAACAAAAAAGCGAGUAUUCGGUCAACUCUCCGUCAUUCAAUAAAUAAUAUAAAACAAAAGUAUUUUAUACACGCGUCCCAAAUGUGUUUUAUAUGUGAAGAUAGAAGAUUGGUCUGAAAGACAAACUGAAUGUGAAUGUGAUUACACAUGUCUAUAUAUUUGUGUGUUUGUGUACACGUUAAGAUUUUAUCACGAUUUUUUUUGUGUUGGUGUGCUCACUGUUUGCAUACAAUGCGUUGAAAUAUUUUUUUGAGCAACGGAAACUCUGGAUUUUCUUGUGUGUGUGAGAAGAGAAAUGUCUCAAAAUGUCUUGUUCUGGCUGAACAUACUAGUAUAGCGCCUUCAUAUUAUUAGAUUUUAAUUGUGAAUCUGUUCGGAUGCGUUAAAAUAAACAGGGCGUUCUUUCUUUUAAUAUUACUAUUAAUUAAUUUAUAACUUUGUAUAUUGUUUUAAGAUUGUGAAGUGCUUAAAUUGUGUGAACAAAUAAUUUAUAUAAAACCAAUAACUAUGUGUAAUGUACCACCUAAGUUCUUUCAAGUUUGUCGUUUAUGCCUUACUUUGGUCAAAGAGCAUGACGUUGAGGUGCUGCAAAUAUUUAAUUCAUCAUCAUCAUCAUCGCCGUCAGCAACAGCAGCUACAGCUACGACGAAUAUUUCAUAUGAUGGCCCCGAAAAUCAAACAAAAGAAACCAUUGAAAAUACCCCCAACCAACAGUUUCACCAUCAAAUUCAUCAACAUCACCACCAGCCGCAGCACCACCAAUUUCAAACACAUCCAUACGGACGACCACAAAGUAGUUGUGCUACAAAAAAUAUUUGUAGCUCUGAUAACCAAUCACUAUCUCCUGUACCAACUGUUGUUAUUAAAAGUGAGGAAGCGAUAUCCGAUAAUAAGCUAAGUACAUUUGUGCCGAUUGUGCCUUCUUCAAUUGCUACAACUGCGACUUCUACAUAUGGCAUCAGUCAAUUGUCCAAAUCAUUGGAUAAAAACGAGGUGGGGGGCUUUUCAACAACUAAUCCACAUAUACAAGUAGAAAAUGCCACACAUGUGAAACGUAAGAUUACAUUAUCCAAUGAUAACGAAGAAGGCAGUAGCAAUGAUGGCAUAUCUAUGAGAGAGGAGGUGUUCAAGAAGGAAAACCAUGAUGAUUCAUCAACACAUAUUACCAUUCAAAUACUCAGCUGUCUCUCAAUAAAGAUUUCUCCGGGCGAUGGGUUGCCUGCCAUUGUAUGUAACAAUUGUCGGAUAAAAUUAAAUGCAUUUUGGAAUUUUCGAUUGAUGGCCCAAAAAGCGGAUUUUACUCUAAAGGAACUGACGAAAAUUUCUAAACAAGAGAGAACUUCUGAACCCGACACCCGUUCCGUUGGCAUUUCACUAUCACCCCCAUGCGGUAAAUCUUCAUCCGAGCGAAUGGCGGCAAAGGCUUUAACCGAAUUAAGUAAAUCUUCAAAAAGUUAUUUCGGAAAUUAUAAACCCAUAAUUACUGCAACUGCCGAAAAUUACGUAGAAGUUAGUAACGUGCUUGUACCAGCUAUUGCCGCUAAAUCGCAACAACAACAUAGAAUAAAUAUAGAUGAAAAUGAUGAUAUUUACAAUACGCCGCCUAUAAUAAGAAAGAGAUUGCAUGCACCUACGCCACCGUUAGAGUCGCUAGAGCCACCUCCACCGCCGCAGCUGCCAUUGCAAAGUGAUGAACAUAAUAAGAAAGCUACAUCGACAACAAUAACAACAAGAGCUCCGGAGGAAAUACUAGAAAAUCCCAAGACCACAGAGUAUUAUUCGAAUAAUAAUAAUAAUAACAAUACAACGUUACGUUAUGCAGAUGGUCUCGUCUCGCCAAAUACAAUUGCAAAUAAUUUAAUAAAUUUUAAAAAUGAAAAUAAUAUACCGAAUAUGGAGAAUAUACGUAAUUUGCAACAAAAACUCGAAACGGCUGCAGUGCUUAUGGAUAUAAGUAAAAAAGUGAUUAUAUCACCGCCAUGCUCGAAUCGUCAGUCUCCAAAUCUACCUUCAAUACAAACAACAUUAUCGGCAGCAGCAACAACAACCACUGCAACAACAAAUACAGAUGAAAGUAUUAAAAAUUCUGUGAUAAAAAAUGAACGUCCUUCAUCAUCCAUCAAUGAAAAGACAACAACAGCAACAAUGGUAACCGUGAAAGCGCCAACAGCAGCAUUAGGAGCAGCAACACUACCCGAUGGCAAGGAAAUAGACUUAUCAAUUAAAAAAGCAAAACAUGAAUUCUCAAACACUCAGUCUAAUGCAACAGCAGCAGCAGUAGCAGCAGCGACAACAACAACAACAACCACAGCACCUGAUACUGGAACAACCGUAUCCCAAUUAUUACAAUACACACGUCCUACAAUACUCGAAUUGCAAAAGCAGCAACACCAACACCAGCAACAACAACAACAACUCAUACAACCUGUAAACUUAGAUUUAGAACCAACAAAAACAAGUAUUAUUAAAGGAGGAAUUGAAAUUGUAUAUACACCUGGCAGCAGCAAUCAAUUACCAAUGGCUAUUAAAAAAGAAACAACAACAAUGAAAGCAACACCAAUUACAACAGUAGCCAAUUAUACAGACUCCGAUGAGAGUUCGGAUUCGAAUCGCUUAGAAAUGGAUAUGAGUUCCAUGUUGAAUGAACGUAAAACGCCGGAUAGUAUAACAUCUGAAGAGCAAGCAACGGACAUUGCGACCACUCAACUAUGGCAAGCGCUUGCCAGAUCAGCUGCUAAUAACGAAAAUAAUCAGUUACUCCGGCAUAUGAUACAUCAAUCACUUGUAUUUCCCGCGCCGUCUGCAGCAAUCUCCGCUGAGAAUGUACCUGAGGAACCGAUGGCAUUAUUAAAAAAUGAUAAUAUAAGUAAAUUAUGCCGUCGCAAGCAAACGUGUCCGACGAAAAGUGAUAUAAUUGAGCAACAACAACAACAACUGCCAAAUGUUAUGGCUGUUAAUGCCCAAAAUCUUGAGAUUAAUGCCAGUACACAUAACCAUGUCGCAGUAGCUGCGGCAGCUGCUGCAGCAGCAGCGGCAUCAAUGCAAGAUAAGAAGAACAACAAAAAUACUACUAGCGCUAAUGCCGCUGGUAUUAUUAACAAUCCAAAAGAUAUGUCCUGCUCAAAUUGUGGCACACUCACCACGACUAUUUGGAGACGUAGUAUUCGUGGUGAAAUGGUGUGCAAUGCUUGUGGUUUAUACUUUAAAUUACAUGGCGUAAAUAGGCCGCAUUCGAUGAGACGUGAUACCAUACAUACCAGGCGAAGACGUCCGAAGGAGUGCGAAAAAUCGAAAAAGAAAAAUAAGCAACGUCCAAGUUCACCUUCGGAAGUUUUAUGUAAAAUACCUAUUUGUGGCACUAGUGGUGCUAGCGUUGAACAAAAUGUGUUUUUAAGUGUUGAAAAUCCUGAGUCAUCCGGAUUCUCUUUUGCGAAAUACAAGCGACACAUAGACGAGGAACGAGCGAAUAUAAUAAAAGAUGGUUUGUUAAAGAAACGGAAACUACAGCAACAACAGCAGCAACAGCAGCAAGGCACAAUUAAAGGGGAAUUCAAUCAGAUGGAUGAUUUUUUAGUACCUCUUAAUCUUGUCUCCAGUGAAAAUAAUACUAAGUUAACAUAAAACGCCAAAUCAGAAAAAUCAAAUCAAAAUAAAGAAAUAAGGAAAAUAUUCGAAUUGAAAGGAGUUACAAACAAGUAAUCAAUUUAAAUUUGAAUUUAAAUUUAAAUGAAACAAAAACAAUGUGAAAGUUUAGCAAGUAAACUAUGAGUGCCGCGCAAGCA
Messenger RNA from Ceratitis capitata (Mediterranean fruit fly), 4097 nucleotides. RefSeq lists its product as uncharacterized. The coding region runs from base 823 to 3936 and encodes 1037 amino acids. NCBI's taxonomy places the organism in Eukaryota, Metazoa, Arthropoda, Insecta, Diptera, Tephritidae. The transcript is spliced from 8 exons. Gene Ontology annotation, biological process: negative regulation of transcription by RNA polymerase II; cell fate commitment; positive regulation of transcription by RNA polymerase II. Gene Ontology annotation, molecular function: DNA-binding transcription factor activity, RNA polymerase II-specific; zinc ion binding; RNA polymerase II cis-regulatory region sequence-specific DNA binding. The record is from RefSeq and is a predicted model, not a curated record. Gene Ontology annotation, cellular component: nucleus.